UCAGGAUAGAUUUUGCACAUUCCUAUAAUUACAAUUAUAAUGCCUCCCCUCAUUAGAAUGAAAGCUCUUCCCAAGCAAGGAGUGCCAUGCAACAGUGAGGGUCCAGUGGAGCUUAUAUAAUUUGAAUUUAUCAGGGGUAUCUAGGUGGCCCAGUGGAUAGAGCACCGGCCCUGGAGUUCAAAUCCGACCUCAGACACUUAACACUUACUAGCUAUGUGACCCUAGGCAAGUCACUUAACCCCAAUUGCCUCACUAAAAAUUUUUUUUUAAAUAAUAAAUAAUUUGAAUUGAUGAUGGCCCCACUUGGCACUGUGGUGUGAUCUCCUCCAAGAAAGAGGAUGGGGGGCAGAGGAAGCUGAGGAUCAAGGAUUGACAGAAAAGGGGGCCAGGCUUCAAGUUUGCUCCUGACAAGGACCAGCUCUGUAAGGUGAGGCAAGUGAUUUCACGUCUCAGGCCCCCAGGCAAGCCUCAAAGAAUUCAAAUGGCUGAUGAUGUGUGCCAAGAUUGCUGGAUUCAAGUAUCUGAAGACCCAUCGGGUGCUAGAGGGAUUCUCCUUGUUCAGUUUGGCCCCAGUGAGCAGAACCAAGGGGUGUUAGUUAAAGAGACAAAGAUGGUGGCGUGAUGUCAGGAAACCCUUCCUUGUGGUUAGAAGUCUCCACAAGGGGAAUGGGCCGCCCCAGGAGGCAGCGGGGGCUCCCAGCAGAGGCUGAUGGGGGAUGGCAGAAGGCAUUUGUGAUCACCAUCUUCUAGAUUCUGGAAUGCUGUGGUCUUCACACCUUCUUGCUAGUGUUUGUGCUUUCUACAAUUCUAGGUUUCCAGUUCUCUCACUAGUUUUUACUUUAUAGGCAGUUGAUUAUAUUGGAGUCAGGAAGACCUGGGUUCUGGUCCUCACUCAGCCGCUGACAAGCUGUGUGAACCAGAGCUCGUCUGGAAAAUGAGGGGGUCGGACUCAGAGGCCUCGAAAGCCCCUCCCACCUCGAAAUCCAUGUUCCUUCGCCUUCUCACUCUGUUUGCUGACCGCUGACCUUUGGUUUUCUAGCUAAACUUCCAGCUUUCUGGCUAUAGUUCCAACUCUCUGGCUCUGGCUCCGCUUUUCCAUCGAGUCUGUUCCGUUCUAACUGAUCCCCAGCUCUCCAGCUGCGUUUGGGAUCUUAGAUUUAGAGCCUGAAGGAAGUUCAGUGGCUGAACCCGUUUUACAGAUGAGGAAAGUGAGGCCCAGAGAGGCCAAGUGAUUUUCCACGGUCACAUCGGGAGCAUCAGAAUCUAGGUCUUCUUCUACCUCUAAAGGCCAGUGUGGUCUCCCCAGGACUCGACCGCCUCCCGCCUCCCGGGGAUGUUGGCCUCCUUCCCCCUCUGCUUUGGGCUUUCGACCUAGAUUUCCAGCUUUUCCGUCUGGCCGCGGGGCUUUCUCGCUAACGAAUGAAUAAAUGCAUGAGGAUUCACUCGUGUUAACCAGCCGAGGCCGCUGCUCUUUCAGGUGCACGUGGCUGCUCCGCCUCCCCGGUUCCCUCCUGCGGACGCAUCGGGCCGUGCCCACCGAGCCUGGAGAUGUGCGGCCCCUUCCUCUUCUGGACGGCAGCGCUGCUUUCCCUGCUGGAGCCCGGCUCCCACCACGCGUGUCACGGAGCCUGCCUCUGCCAGGACAGGUCCCGCUCAGUGAACUGCUCCGGGGUGAACCUGACCGGGCCCCUCUCCUUCCCCCCGGACACAGAGCGCUUGGACCUGUCUGGGGGUCACCUGCUCGAGGUCCCGGGCCCCUCCCUGAGGCUCCUGUGGAAACUGCAGGUGCUGCUCCUGGGGGGCAACCGUAUCCGGGCGGUGGGCGAGGGCGCCUUGGGCGCGCUGGAGAGCCUGCGGACGCUGGACCUGCGGCACAACGAGAUCUCGGCGCUGGGCCGCGGCUUCUCGGCGGGGCUCGGCGCGCUGCGGGAGCUCAGCCUGGCCCACAACCGGCUGCGGCGGCUCGAGGCCGGCAGCUUCCAGCACUUCGAGGAGCUGCAGAAGCUGAACCUUCAAAACAACGCCAUCCGCUCCAUCGAGGCCGGCACGUUCCGUAGCCUGACGCGCUUGAGGCAGCUCCGCCUGCAGAACAACCUCCUGCAGCACCUGCAGGACGGCGUCUUCUCCACGCUCCGGCGCCUCGAGAGCCUGGACCUGGAGGGCAACCAGAUUCAGAGCAUCGCGCCCGGGGUCUUCUCGGCCCUCCAGAGCCUGACGAUGCUCAACCUGGCCCACAAUGCCCUGGGCCACGUCCGCUUCCGAACCUUCCUCUCCAUGCAGGCCCCCAGCACCCACGUGGUGCUGGCGCACAACCCCUGGGUGUGCGAUUGUGACCUUCAGCGGGUCUUCGGGAAGCUGCGCAGGGUGCCCGGGCUGAUGCUGGACGCCUACGGCAACGUGACGUGCCUGGAGCCCCCCGUCCUGCGGAACUUGCCGCUGGCGCUGGUGGACACUCAGCUGUGCGCCGCCGAGACCGCCACCGUGCUCGUUAUCACCUUCACCGUCUGCGUCACCGUCGUGGCCGCCAUCGUCAUGGCCGAGAGGAACCGGAAGAAGAGGACGGGCAAGCACUGGAGUGAGGACCGCGAGAUGGCCUACGAGGCCCCAGAGUGAAAGGAGGCCCCGCUCCGGCCGGGUCGGUGGGGCCUGGGGCGGGGCUCGCCGGGCCCACGCUGCUUCCUCGGGAGUCCUCGGUGACUUCUGCUGGGAAGUGAGAGCACACUAGUGCAUCCCCUCUGCCAGUCCUCCGGGUUCUUUUAGAUGACAAAAGCCCGCCGAAAAAUGGCAGUGAGCUUAGCCCUGCUGCUUCGCCCCGUACAUCACUUAGAGCCAGAAGGGGCCUACUCAGCCCCCGCCUCUGACACCUGCUACCUGGGGAAUCCCGAGGUCACCUUCUCUUCUUGGACUUUGCUGUCUUCUUUUGUAAAAUGAAAGGACUGGGCUCAACUGCCUCUAAGGUCCUCUCCGGCCCCAAAUCUGCCAUCCUACAUCCGGGAAGAUGAUCUAAACGGUCCAGCAGGACACCCAGCUUUGAUUCCACCUGAGAAACCAGUUAUAUAAACAUGGUCAAGUCUGUUAAAUGCUCGAAACCUCAGUUUCCUUAUUGUGUGUGGGGGGGGGGAGAGAAGAGUGGAGAGGGGGGAGGGAGAGACAG
Messenger RNA from Dromiciops gliroides (monito del monte), 3154 nucleotides. RefSeq names its product chondroadherin-like protein. NCBI's taxonomy places the organism in Eukaryota, Metazoa, Chordata, Mammalia, Microbiotheria, Microbiotheriidae. Gene Ontology annotation, molecular function: protein binding. Bases 1549 to 2613 code for a protein of 354 amino acids. Gene Ontology annotation, cellular component: plasma membrane. The transcript has a single exon. The record is from RefSeq and is a predicted model, not a curated record.